Messenger RNA from Exophiala dermatitidis NIH/UT8656, 1902 nucleotides. RefSeq lists its product as uncharacterized. The transcript has 5 exons. Bases 1 to 1902 code for a protein of 633 amino acids. Gene Ontology annotation, biological process: transmembrane transport. Gene Ontology annotation, molecular function: transmembrane transporter activity. The record is from RefSeq and is a predicted model, not a curated record. Lineage: Eukaryota; Fungi; Ascomycota; Eurotiomycetes; Chaetothyriales; Herpotrichiellaceae.
AUGGCUUCUAGUGCCGGAGAAGCCAUUAUUGGAAAGACGCAGACUGUUCCUCAUGGCCACAAAGUACUCUCCAUCAUGGAAAAAACCAAAUCAGCCGAGGAAAAGCACCUCCCACCAGUUUCGUCUGCCGAUAACAACAAUGACAACAACCUGAUCUGCGAUGAGCCCGACGAAGAGCCAGAACUCCAUGCCCGCACCUACAUCGCGCUGUUGUCCAUGUUCCUACUGAAUAUGGUGCAAGUAGUGGCUCUACAAGGACCGCCUGCUGUGCUUUCCUAUAUCGGGAAGAGCCUCAACAACCCUCCUGCAGAGACUUGGGUGACCAACUCAUUGUCUCUCGUGCAAGCUGUGUUGGGCCCUGUCAUAUCCGCCGCCUCGGACACUUUUCAGGCACGAAAGACGAUUCUAGUCGGUACAAGUUUGAUAUCUCUUGUCGGAUCAGCAAUUGCUCCGGGCUCAGGCACAAUAUACAGGCUCAUCGCUGCCCAAACGCUUAUUGGCGUAGGCUUCGCAUCUGUGCCUCUUGCCUAUGCAGUGCCGAGUGAGAUUUUGCCUCGAAAAUGGAGGCCUAUGGCCCAAGCAUGCAUGAACAUUGCCGCAGCCAUAGGUGCCAUCAUAGGCCCACUCAUCAUCGGUGCCCUCACCAGAGGUGACGAGAAGAAUGGCUGGCGAAAGUUCUACUGGAUACAACUAGGCCUCUGGGCCGCCACAGCGCUCGGGAUACUCAUCGGCUACCGUCCUCCUAAACGACAUACACGACUUGACCACCUUUCCUUCUUGCAAAAGCUAGGCCAUCUCGACCUUCCCGGAUGUUUCUUACUCACUGCCGGGUUGUCACUAUUUCUGACCGGCUUGAACCUCGGCGGCGGCCUGUACAGCUGGACCAACGUGCGCACUUUGACUACACUUGUCCUUGGGAUCGCGAUCCUCAUCGGCUUUGGCGUAUAUGAGUGGAAAGGCACAAGGAGAGGCAUCCUGCAUCAUGACUUGUUCAAGGGCGGACGUUCACGGGGACAAACGUUCGCCAUUUGCGUCCUUCUGAUCUUGAUCGAGGGCAUCUUGUUUUUCUCCUUUAUCAUCUUCUAUCCUAUUAUGUCUACCAAUCUCUUCCCAAGCGACCCGUUCCACAUCGUCUCUCGUUCCAUGCCAUUUUGGUCUUGCACCUGCCUGUCCACGGUCCUAUGGGGCAUGGCAAGCACAAAAUUCCGAACGAUCCGCGAACCAUUGUUUCUCGGCUAUGUGCUAUUCACCGCUGGUAUCAUCGGCUGGGCCACCGUCGAACCAAGCCACAGCGGCGGCAUCACCCAACUCUGCAUGGCUGGUCUUGCCGGGUUCGGGUUUGGAGCACCACUGAUUUUGAUUAUCGCAGGAGUGCAGCUGUCCACUCCCCAUCGGCUCAUUGCGACCGCAACAGCCGUGACGACUUCCUCUCGAGCCGUUGGGGCCACCGUCUUCACGGCAAUCCUUUCGGCGGCCCUGAAUGCGCGGCUGGACAAGAAUAUCCCAGGCCAAGUUAGCCGCGCCGUCCUCAAUGCUGGACUCCCCGCUGGGUCGGUUGGCAUGUUCAUCAAGGCUGUGACUGGGAAUGGUAUCACUACCACUGUCGCUGCCGCCACGGAGUCGACGCGCAAUGUGCCCGGCGUAUCGCCUGCUGUUGUUGACGCCGGGGUUCGAGCCCUGAAACAGGCAUUUGCUGAUUCCUUGCGUGUCGUGUAUGAGAUUGCAGCUCCCUUUGGCGCGGUGGCAUGUCUUGCUUGUUGGGCGCUGGGUGAUUUGCGCACUACAAUGGACUAUCGUGUUGAUGCGCCUGUCGAGGAUCUUCAUGCCAAACAGGAGCACCACCUUCACACGCAAGGACAGCCUGAACAGGGGAGGGAUGUGCAAGAACUGAAAACCGGCUAG